Molecule: messenger RNA, 656 nt
Organism: Pundamilia nyererei
Lineage: Eukaryota; Metazoa; Chordata; Actinopteri; Cichliformes; Cichlidae
Gene: fkbp2
Product: FKBP prolyl isomerase 2
Exons: 2
Coding region: 141-557 (138 amino acids)
Biological process (GO): protein peptidyl-prolyl isomerization
Cellular component (GO): endoplasmic reticulum
Molecular function (GO): peptidyl-prolyl cis-trans isomerase activity
Source: RefSeq, a predicted model, not a curated record
CCGGUAAACGACAUCCGGUCGUAUCUUACGUAUAUCCGCUUUCAAGAGCAGAUUUCCUGCUCGUUUCUCAUUUUGCUUCCCCCCCAUUUUUUGCUCGCUGGUCUUUUAGCUUCACUCUCGUCAGAGUCGGUACUGCAGCCAUGCGGGUGUACGUGCUGUUCGCGGUGGCGGUGCUCUCCCUGAGCCCGGCGGCGGUGAGUGGAGCCGAGAAGAAGAAGCUGCAGAUCGGCAUCAAGAAGCGAGUGGACAACUGCCCCAUCAAAUCCCGCAAAGGAGACGUGCUGAAUAUGCACUACACCGGAAAGCUGGAGGACGGCACCGAAUUUGACAGUAGCAUUCCCCGCGACAGGCCUUUCACCUUCACCCUGGGCACCGGCCAGGUGAUCAAAGGCUGGGACCAGGGCCUGCUGGGCAUGUGCGAGGGCGAGAAGAGGAAGCUGGUCAUCCCCGCCGAGCUGGGUUACGGAGACCGGGGAGCCCCUCCAAAGAUCCCCGGUGGAGCGACACUGAUCUUCGAAGUGGAGCUGCUGAGCAUCGAGAGGAGAUCCGAGCUCUGACGAAGAAGAAGGACAGCUUUGAGAACGGUUCCAGGAGAUGCUGCGGCAUUAAGUGGAGACCAAGUGACACCUGAUGAAGAUUAAAAGGCAAAUGUGAAA